CCGGCCCGGCCCCGCUCCCGCCAUGGCCUCCGCCGCCUCCGUUACCGCUGCCCGCGGGGGCCGGCUCGCGCGCGGGGCCCCGGCCGCCGCACGCCGCCCACCAGGACGGCCGCCACAGCCAUGGAGGGAGGGAAAAAGCGCCAGGAUAAAGACACGUCAAAAGGAAAAAAAACACCUCAGGAUGCUUCAGGCACGGCUCCAACAGAAGGAAAGGCAAAGCCGAAAAACCGUAACACAUACAGACUGGAGCCACGUACUAAAGUUCAGGAUGGUUUAUUAAGAGACAAAGCUCAAGCGAUACUAACGAAUAAACUACAAGAAGCCACAUAUGAUGGAGCUUCUAGUCCCUUCUUGUGUGCUUCAAUCUCAGAAGAAAUAUUAAAUGCUGUGAAGGAAUUGGACUAUGACCGUUAUAAGUAUGUGGUAUCAGUGCUAAUUGUGGAAAAGGCAAAUCAGGCAAUGAUUCAGCUUGACUUGUUUGAGGUGCUCCUGAAGCUUUUAUGUUCUUUAUGGGUAAUAGUAUCCCGAGGUGACAAUUCAAGGUGCUGCUAUGAUUCUGCCUAACUCUCUGAAGGUUGUUGUCUUCAUGUGUUCAGUUGCCAGCAGAUGCCUCUGGGAUGCUCAAAGAGACACUUGGGUUUCAGCUAAAUGUGAAACUGAUACAUUUAUUGCACUGGCUUUGGUAAUGGCUUGUUAUUACGACUAAAACUCUGAAAGUCACAGCUGCAUUAGUGCAUCAUAAUACAUGGUAUAUUUGAAAAUUUUCAAAACAUCACAAUUUUAAUAUUCUUAUUUGUCCUAUUGGUGUUGACACAUUCAAACUGACAUACAGGAGAUAAUUUAGCUCGGUUUUGCUCUGUUUAAAAUAAAACAACAAACAAAACUGCUUUG
This is a messenger RNA of Passer montanus (Eurasian tree sparrow), 891 nucleotides long. It is a transcript of the gene DYNLT2, whose product is annotated as dynein light chain Tctex-type 2. The transcript has 5 exons. The coding region runs from base 121 to 564 and encodes 147 amino acids. Gene Ontology annotation, molecular function: dynein intermediate chain binding. Lineage: Eukaryota; Metazoa; Chordata; Aves; Passeriformes; Passeridae. The record is from RefSeq and is a predicted model, not a curated record. Gene Ontology annotation, biological process: microtubule-based movement. Gene Ontology annotation, cellular component: cytoplasmic dynein complex; cytoplasm.